AUUUUCAAAACCAUUCAGGAUUUAUUUUCUCUCUCUAGAAAACAACAUGCAGAGAAUGAUCAAGAUACCCAAGGAAGAAACAACAACCACCGCCGCCAACCGCCACCAACAACCACCGUGGGGCCGGCUUACAAAUGAUGAAGAAGCUCUGGUAAUGGUUAAUGCGUUGAAGAAUGUUAUAAUGGGAGGUACUUCGGAGUGUAGGAGUAGUACUUUUGAUUAUCAAAAUGGAUAUGAUUCGAGGUUGUUCUCGGCGAUUGAGUACGCCACCCCCACCACCACCGCAACUGGGUGUUCUGUUCCAGUGGCGCCGGUCUCUGUUCCAGAUACUUGUUCGGUUUGCAGGAUUAAUGGGUGUCUCGGGUGUACUUAUUUUGCUGACGAUAUGAACUUGAAUGUAAACGCUAGUGUUAGUGGUGGUGGCGGUGGAGUUGGUGGUCCGAUUAAGAAAAAGAAGAAGAAUUACAGAGGAGUGAGGCAGCGGCCAUGGGGGAAAUGGGCGGCGGAGAUACGGGAUCCACGUAAAGCAGCUCGCGUCUGGUUAGGGACGUUUGAGACGGCGGAGGCGGCAGCUCGAGCUUACGACAGAGCCGCCAUUGAAUUCAGGGGACCCAGAGCGAAGCUUAAUUUCUCAUUCGCAGACUAUACAACAUCGUCAUUGCCGGAAAAUAAUCAGCCGGCGGUGCCACUGAGAGCUGCGAAUUCAUCAAGAAAGAAAGCGGAAGUCAACAAUGGCCGGAAAUUUGAAUUGGAUAGAGAGACGAAGGUGAUGGAGAAGAAACCUGUUAUAGAAAACGAGUUUUUGGGUGCAAUAUUUGAAGACGAAGAUAUUCAAGAUUGGAUGAUAAUGUUGGAUUUUAACGGCGAUUCUUCUGAUUCGACACUUAGUGGAACUGUUUAUAGCGUUUAAUUAUAGUUUGACUAUAAAAUUGGUGAAACUUCAUGCUUGAAAAAAGUAUUCUUUCUGAUCAUUAAUGUGAUAGUCACUAUUUUGUUCGAAAAGAUAUUUGAAUGUAAUUUCUCCAGAUUUUAAAAAAGGAGAUCAUGUUUAUUACUUCA
Molecule: messenger RNA, 1059 nt
Organism: Lactuca sativa (garden lettuce)
Lineage: Eukaryota; Viridiplantae; Streptophyta; Magnoliopsida; Asterales; Asteraceae
Product: ethylene-responsive transcription factor ERF109
Biological process (GO): regulation of DNA-templated transcription; ethylene-activated signaling pathway
Molecular function (GO): DNA binding; DNA-binding transcription factor activity
Source: RefSeq, a predicted model, not a curated record